AGGGAAACAUGUUAAUGACGCAAUCUAACGCAAUUUUAAUGUUUCACAAUCGCAACAAACAUUGCGAGACAAGUCAAGUACAUUAAUUACAAAAUAUCUCUUUCAUUUAUCAAAUUACUAAAACACGAUUAUUUGACCUAAUGCUUAAAUCCUUGGCUAAAUAUUUUACGUAUGCGUAUGUGAAUUCUAGGUAUUCUAGGCAGUUGGAGAGAACAGCUUCGUGACCUUCUUCCCUGUCAUUUAGUUUGACAACUAUCAAACUAAAGAUUUGCUUUACCACCUUAUGCAUGUUGGCCAGUUUGGUGAAAAAAUUGAUAAUCAAAUCAUGUCCAAAGCACAGUGAACGAAGAUAACGUGCAUGCGAAAAUGCAUGUUAAAUGGUUUGAAAUUAUGUGAAAUUAUAAUAAACGUUUACCCGGACGGCUGACGGAAGGCUGAAAAGAUAGUUCGGCAUCUUUCAACUAAAAGAAUAAUGCCGCCAGUACCAUACGAUGGUUAUUUGUUAUAGCCAUUGCCGUGUUAAAUGAAAUAUCAUAUGUUGUCAUGCACGGGCAUGUUAAAUUUUAUGUAAGCAACAGUUGAUCUAAAGCAUUCGCGAAGUAAUAUCAUUCUGUGAAAUGAAUUGAAUCAAAAGUUAUCUUUGGAUUGUAAGAAACGGUUGGAAUUAGCGAUAGCGAGGCGACUUUCGCAAGAGACGGAAGGAUGGCAAGGUUCGACUAUAUUACGCAGCAGAAUGUUUAUACAAAUAUGGCUUUUCAGCGCGCAAGUGAAGCAGACGAACAACAGACUUUAAGUUUUCAUCCUACCCUGUUUGUUGAUGGUACGGCAACACAUCUUCAAGGUUUAAAUGUAGUUGGUAGUGGCGGCCCAUCAGCAGCACACGGUUAUUCUGUUGAUCUGAGUCAGACAACGAGCUCAUCUCAAGUGGCAUAUACAAGCCCGCAGUCAAAUUACGCAGGGAUUCCUCCCUUUUCGUCGCUACUCACGGCAAGAGAUCUACUCCUGAGGAGAGAACAUCUCCCCGCGGCGCAACUGGCCAACAAUGCGGAUCAAACAUUUCAUCAUGGACUACAAGCUUCGGUCAUUACACCACCAUUUCAAAAUCAUGGCCUUAAUCUCGCCAUUGCGAGCCAACUGGCGAACACUCCAACACAACCGAACACGCAGGAAGAUAACACCGCAUCGUUUACGGCAUUGCGUCCUGUGAAUCAGGCAGAGCGACUCAAUAAUGCUGUCACAACCGAAGUUUCGACACACGUCAACCAUCCAACUAUGGUCUCAGCUGCGUCUCAUUCAACUACUGCGAACAACAUGAAAUCUGUGAAUGUUGUGAAUUCCCACGUUGAUACACUGACAACAGGCGCAUUCACUCCCUACUUUAAACCACAAGAAAUCAAACAAGAGCUGGUGUGUCAAUGGUUAGUAGCUAAAGGUAAAAUUGGUCAAUGUAUUUGCGGUGGUAAUUUCAGCAACCUAGUUGAUCUUGUGAAGCACUUGUCAAACGAACAUGUAGCAAACCCUGAAAGUUCCAGUCAUGUUUGUCGUUGGGAUAAGUGUAGUCGUGAUGGUCGAGCAUUCAAAGCAAAAUAUAAACUCAUCAACCAUCUUCGUGUGCAUACAGGAGAGCGACCUUUUGCGUGUCCUUAUCAAGAAUGCGGCAAACUUUUUGCGCGCUCGGAAAACCUCAAGAUACACAAAAGAAUACACACGGGCGAAAAGCCGUUCAUGUGCGAAUUUGAAGGAUGCAAUCGACGUUUUGCCAACUCCAGCGAUCGCAAGAAGCACUCACAUGUCCACACUUCAGACAAACCGUACUCCUGUAAGAUCGGAGGCUGUGAAAAAAGCUACACGCAUCCAAGCUCGUUGCGCAAACAUAUGAAAGCUCACUCGGCCGUGAAGGAAGAGAAUAUGAUAGAAAAUACAUGUAAGAUACUUCGUGGCGAGACAGAGGGAUUAUGUACGUCUCUGGCAGCAGGAGGUGCAUGGUACUGUGCUGAGAAACCCGUGUCAUUAACAGUUAGCGCAGCUGGAAACAAGUCGAACGGUAAUACGUCGCCGAAGAACAACCUUAGCACAGUUGUAAAAAGUAGAGUUUAAAAAGCGAACAAGCGAGAUAUUUGCAGUCAAAGAGAGAUAACGUUCGUAAGUUAUUUAUUCAAUACAUAGGACAACGCUUCUUUCAGGAGGCGUCAUAUUUUCUCUCUUUUCAUCCGCAAUUUGUUCAACUAUUCUAUUAGACUAGAUUGGUUGAAAUUUGCCCAGACAUUUUUUAUUGUAUCAUAAUCACAGAUCACCCACUUUGAAAUUUUCUAGUUUCGCACUUGCACGAAUAUUUUUGUGGAGACACAACACAUGAUUUGUUAUCAAUUGGGAACGGCGACACUUUAAAGCAUGUACGUAACAUAGGACUCAUAUUACACCGCGAACAAAAUAUUUGAAAGAUGAAUGACUUGUAUGAUUUAUAUAGAACUCGAUAAUGGUGUGAAAGAGAUUUGAAACAUUAUAUCAUUUUCUUCUUGUGUCUGUCUAUUAUAUCCUAGGAAUGCUCAUUACACAAAGACUUGAAAAAGCAAUCGAACGUCAAAUACGAAAUGAAAAAUCUUGUGUCGAAAUGUCGAAGUAUAUUCAACCACAUUUUUGGGGCCUAUAUAUAUGCAUGAUUCGAGAGUUUCACGUAUUUGAGAAGCUGUGACAAACGAGAACUAUUAAACUCAAUGAAAAGAGUUUUGUAAUUUUGUUUUGGCUCCGUGCAUAUGUUAUGAGUUUUCC
This is a messenger RNA of Dendronephthya gigantea, 2769 nucleotides long. Its product is annotated as zinc finger protein ZIC 4-like. The transcript has 2 exons. Gene Ontology annotation, cellular component: nucleus. The record is from RefSeq and is a predicted model, not a curated record. Gene Ontology annotation, molecular function: RNA polymerase II cis-regulatory region sequence-specific DNA binding; DNA-binding transcription factor activity, RNA polymerase II-specific. The coding region runs from base 703 to 2097 and encodes 464 amino acids. Gene Ontology annotation, biological process: regulation of transcription by RNA polymerase II; central nervous system development. Lineage: Eukaryota; Metazoa; Cnidaria; Anthozoa; Malacalcyonacea; Nephtheidae.